AUGGCUUUCGAUCGGUGCCAGAAUCUAAGAUGGAAGUACACUAAUCAUGGACCCAUUGAAACCGAUGUGUCUACGCACACAGAGCUGUCUGCGAGCGAGAAAAACCCAGUGAUCCUUGAGUUCCGUAAUAUGACCUUCGCAUACCACAGGCGGCCUAACUUGCCCACUUUCAACAUCUCUAUCGACGCCCAUAGAUGCAGUAUCUAUGGUAUCUUUUCUACGCCACUACAAAGCAUUACAUGGGGCUAUAGAGAGAUUGUGUCCCUGUUGAUUGACGAAGGGGCAGACCCAAACUUGGUGGAAGAGUUGCAAUGGAAGGAAUUCCAAACACCGAUUUGCUGGGCAGUAGAGUAUGGCCAAGAACCGGUAGUACGGACUUUUCUGGCGAAAAUCAACGCCCUUCAAGCAUGCGAAGACAUCUGCUCCGAACACCGCAAGCCCUUGAUGCUUGCGUUUGAGAGUCAAAGCGAGGCAAUGGUAAAGCUGUUGCUCGCUCAUGGUGCGGAUUUCUGGGGAUAUUGCUCCAAUGACGGACCUCUCGCAUGGGCUGCCGAGCUUGGGAGGUACAAUAUGGUACAAACUUUUCUACAACACGAGACUCAGGCAUAUGAGGACAGGCAAAGCCAUAUGUUUAGCGCUUUGAUGUUAGCUGCUGAAAGUGGUCAUGGUGGAAUAGUCGAGCUGUUGUUGGAAGAUGGCGCCCUAGAGGGACAAGGUGCUUACCAAAUAGCCUGGGACUUGGCAGAAUGCUUCGAACAUGAAGAAGUUAUGACCACCCUAGACCCUUAUGUUACAAAUGAGGACGGCGAUGGGAAGAUUCGUAUACACAACAGGCUUUCUUGGGGCGUUAUUCCGAUACUUGUCGGAACCGUUCCCGGAACAGUGAAUCUGUUGAACAACCCCCCUGUCUUUGUUACCGGCUCCGCUUGA
Molecule: messenger RNA, 930 nt
Organism: Colletotrichum lupini
Lineage: Eukaryota; Fungi; Ascomycota; Sordariomycetes; Glomerellales; Glomerellaceae
Exons: 6
Coding region: 1-930 (309 amino acids)
Molecular function (GO): protein binding
Source: RefSeq, a predicted model, not a curated record